This is a messenger RNA of Bolinopsis microptera, 572 nucleotides long. RefSeq lists its product as uncharacterized. The coding region runs from base 12 to 509 and encodes 165 amino acids. The transcript is spliced from 3 exons. Lineage: Eukaryota; Metazoa; Ctenophora; Tentaculata; Lobata; Bolinopsidae. The record is from RefSeq and is a predicted model, not a curated record.
CAGUGUUAGAUAUGUCUCAAGAGGAGUACAGUCCAACAUUAGCCCCAAUACCCACACCCCAAAUCACUCUAAUUCAAGAGGACUCACUUCAUCUUACACCUGAGAAGAGAACUCCAAAUUCAACUGCAUCUAAGUCAGAAGUUGCGUUGAACAGCACAAAGGCAUUGGCAGCUUCACUGGCAGAGAAUAAGUUAGAACGACAUAAUUUGGAACAGAAACUUGGCUUUCUUGAGAGUAAACUACAGCAGCAGGUACAAAAGAAAGCAACAAUCAGCGCAACAGAGACCAUAUUCACCACCCUUCCCGCCCCAACACCCAUCCUCCCUACCAAGAAACUCCCAGAUUUACCACCCCGACAACCACCCCCUGCAGAACUAAAGAACGUGCUCCCUCGGCCGGGUGUUAAUGUUGUGGUGGAUCCACCGUAUCUGGAGAAGUUUGCGGGACCUGUAGUGAGGGAGAAUAGAUAUUUUCUCUACGAUCAGUUCAGAGAUUUGGGAAUAUUGUAGGCUGUAUGGAGCUGUUUUAAGCGCUAUUAAGGGGUCGUUCACAUAUUACGUAAUCAGCCGAGG